CGGAGUCGACUCUCCGGCCAGGGUUCGGCUCACCUCAUCCAGCAGGGACGGAAGUGCACUCCCCCCGGCACCACGGACUAGCGGGCCGGGCCUCGCCCCAGCGGGCGAUCAGGCCUUGGGGAGCUCCUGCGCCCGAGGCAUCAUGAAGCGGGCAGGAACUCUGCGCCUGCUUUCGGAUUUGAGCAACUUUACCGGCGCGGCCCGGCUGCGAGAGCUGUUGGCCGGGGACCCAGAUGUCCGAGUCCGCUGCAGCCCCGAUGGCCGCCACCUGCUGCUGUUAAGACCCCCCGGGUCGCCUGCCCCGCAGCUUCUCGUGGCUGUGCGUGGGCCGGGCCUGGCGCUCGAGCGUGCCUGGCCGGAGGGCCACCCCUCGCCGCUGGACGCCUUCUUCGUUCCGUGGCUGGCGCGACCCGCGCUGAUCCUGGUGUGGGAGAGUGGCCUAGCAGAGGUGUGGGGCGCGGGGAUGGAGCCUGGCUGGAAGCUCCUCCAGAGCACUGAGUUGUGUCCGGAUGGUGGAGCCCGCUUGGUGGCCGUGGCAGCAACUCGAGGCCGCCUAGUUUGGUGUGAGGAGCGUCAGCUGGGCGUUGAGGACCAGCCAGAGCGGCUUUCAAUGGCUUUCAGCCACUGUGUGUGCGUCAAGACCCUGGAGACCGGCGGGGAGGCUGGCACCAAACUAGGCCGCACACACAUCCUGCUGCACCACUGCCCCCCUUUUGCACUGAUAGCCUCCCGCAAGGACCUCUUCCUGGUGCCCACAACCGCCACUUGGCCUGGUGUGGCCCAUGUUCUGCUCAUCUGGAGCCCCAGCAAGGGCAAGGUGACAGCUGCCGCCCCAUCUCUUGGUCUCUCUUACAGUAAAAGCCUGAAUCCCAGACAGGGAGAUACCUGGGACUUUCGGACCCUGCUGCGAGGCCUUCCUGGGUUCCUGUCCCCCAGGGAGCCAUUGGCUGUCCACACCUGGGCCCCAUCUUCCCAUGGCCUAUUACUGCUUGACUUCAAAGGCAAGGUGAGCCUAGUGCAGUGCCAUGGUGGGACUCGAACUGUGGGAACCCUACAGGAGGCCCCCGUAGGCCCAGAGGGGUCUGCAGCCCUGGGGACAUUUCAUGGCACGUUAGCCUGCGUCCUGGGCUCCACGUUGGAACUACUGGACAUGAGCAGUGGGCAGCUGUUGGAAAGGAAGGUCCUAAGUACAGCCCGAGUCCAUCUGCUGGACCCGCCAGCCCCUGGCAUGAAGAACGAGGACGAGCUGGAGACCCGGGGAGCGCUCUGUUUGCUUUCAGCCUUGGGGCUCUUCUGCGUGGGCUGGGAAGCUCCCCAAGGCCUGGCGCUCCCCUCAGACAAGGAUCUAGUGUUUGAGGAGGCCUGUGGCUACUACCAGCGACGGAGCCUGCGAGGUACCCAGCUUACCCCGGAAGAACUGAGACACAACAGCACAUUUCGGGCGCCGCAGGCCUUGGCCUCCAUCCUUCAGGGCCACCUGCCCCCAUCUACACUGUUGGCUAUGCUGAGGGCCGAGCUUCGCGAUUACCGGGGUCUAGAGCGCCUCAAGGCCCAGCUGGUGGCUGGGGACGAGGAGGAGGCUGGCUGGACUGAGCUGGCAGAGCACGAGGUGGCCCGCCUGCUGAGGACCCAGCUGACCGGGGACCAGCUGGCCCAGUUCAACACCAUUUUCCAAGCCCUUCCCGCCGCAGCUUGGAGUGCCACCCUCCAGGCCCUGCAGCUCCAGCCGGAUAGGACUGGCAGGCUGAGGUCCCAGGCACCCCCUGAUGUAUGGAAGAAGGUCCUGAGGGGUCCCACAGCUGGAAAGGAGCACCCCAAUGGAGUAUUGCCUCCCUUUGAACUCCUGUGUCGGUGUCUUCGCCAGCUGGAGCCCCAGUGGCUCCCCUCAUUUGUGGAGCUGGCACAGCAGCAGGGUGGGCCCGGCUGGGGGGCCGAGGGCCCCGGUCUGCCCCUUUAUCGGCGAGCCCUAGCGGUGCUCGGGGAGGAAGGGAAGAGACCCGAGGCCCUGGAACUGGAGCUGCUUCUGGGCAGUGGGCGGCCCAAGGCCGUGCUGCAAGCUGUGAGGCGGCUCAUAGAGAAGGAACAGUGGGAGAGGGCCCUGGAGGCCGGCCUGGCCCUUGACUCCUCCAGCCCCCUGCUUCGGAGUGAGAUCUUCAAGCUCCUGCUGGCGGAGUUCGCCCGGCACCGCCGCCUCGACGCCCACCUCCCCCUCCUUUGCCGCCUGUGCCCACCGGACGUGGCUCCCGAUGAGCUCCUGCUCUUACUGAGGACACAUCUCCCAGAUGAUGUGGGCACCUCCAACCCUUUCCCUGAGCCUGGGGCGGAGCCCCCUCUCACGGUGGGCUUGGUCAGAGCCCUCCUAGAACAGACUGGGGCUCAGGGACGGCCCUCUGGCCCAGUUCAAAGCAAAUACGAGGACAUCCUAUGGGAUCCGGGCACUCCACCCCCUACCCUACCUCGUGGACCUGUUGCUGCUCCGCAGGCAUCGGAGCACCCAGGACCCGAAGCGUGGGCGCCCUCUGGACAGGGACUCUGCGCAACUGACGUGGGAGGUCAUCUGUAGACCACAGGGAUGGGGAAGGGUGCCGGGGGUUGGAGAGGACAGAAGUGGAAUUUUCGUGUGCAAUACUGUCUGUUGUGGAAGAAUUUUUAUAAUAUAUGCAAAUACCAAAUAUAGUCACAGUUCUUUGUAUUUUUUGAACAGCUAAGGGUUGCAGCUUAUAGAGGGAAUGGUUGAAUCUGGAUCUCUUUCAUAAAGCAGCCACCCCUGGUUAUGAAAACAACAAUCAUUAACGUUUCCUAUGUGCUAGGUAACCGUGGAUCUUUAUAGAAACCUCGUCUAAUGUGUCUCCUAACCCCACUGGGAAAAUAUCAGUGUUAUCUCCAUUUUCUAGAUGGAAGAAAUAGCUGUCCAGGAAGAUUAAAUAGCUUGGCCAAGUAUGUCAGCUAGAACAUAGAGGCUUUAACACAUGAACCAUCUCAUUAUUUAGCCCAGUGGCUCCUGCCUAUCUGGGCCUGCUCAUGAUUCUCAUCCAGUGCUGGCUUUCUCUAUUGCUACAAGGAGAGAAUUCCAUGGAGCUAUAGCUUUCUUUCCCUAGGUCUCUUCUGCCCCUGAGUAGGAGCUGUGGUGGGCCCUGAGCCCAGGUUUCUUUGAGUAGACCCUGGUUUCUACAGACAGGUCAACUACCAGUGAUGAGUCACAGAGCAGGCCUCUUCGGAGGUCCUCACACCUCUACUCACGCUCUAAGCCAAGAGACAGGAGCAGAAGCAACAGCCAAGUUCUUGUUUUUCUGGACCCCUCUGAAGACGCUGUGCUUUCUGCCCACUUCCACCGAAGUGGCCUCCCUCUCUGCUUGUGGCUUAGUUAGGACCCUGAUGCUACUCAUCAUCCCAGGUGCCAACUACUCCUUGCCCAGGAGAGUAGGAACUGUCACUCACCAGGCGGUGAUGUUGCACGCCUUUAAUCCCAGCACUCAGGAGGCAGA
Molecule: messenger RNA, 3485 nt
Organism: Peromyscus leucopus (white-footed mouse)
Lineage: Eukaryota; Metazoa; Chordata; Mammalia; Rodentia; Cricetidae
Gene: Hps6
Product: HPS6 biogenesis of lysosomal organelles complex 2 subunit 3
Exons: 1
Coding region: 143-2563 (806 amino acids)
Biological process (GO): lysosome localization; organelle organization; melanocyte differentiation
Cellular component (GO): BLOC-2 complex; lysosomal membrane
Source: RefSeq, a predicted model, not a curated record